Rhinolophus ferrumequinum (greater horseshoe bat) is the source of this 4369-nucleotide messenger RNA. RefSeq names its product zinc finger protein 704 (gene ZNF704). The record is from RefSeq and is a predicted model, not a curated record. Gene Ontology annotation, molecular function: RNA polymerase II cis-regulatory region sequence-specific DNA binding; DNA-binding transcription factor activity. The transcript has 9 exons. Gene Ontology annotation, biological process: regulation of transcription by RNA polymerase II. Gene Ontology annotation, cellular component: nucleus. NCBI's taxonomy places the organism in Eukaryota, Metazoa, Chordata, Mammalia, Chiroptera, Rhinolophidae. Bases 1 to 1674 code for a protein of 557 amino acids.
AUGCAGGCGCGGCGCCUGGCCAAGCGCCCCAGCCUGGGCGGCCGCCGCGGGGGCCCCACGCCCGCCGCCCCCGGCCCGGCCCCCGACAACGGGAGGCCGCCGCUGCCGCGCGGCGCGGCCACCGGCCCCGCUCGGGCCGCGGGGGCCGCCGCGUCGCCGGCGCUGCUGCUGCUCGGCGAGGAGGACGAGGACGAAGAGGGCGGGAGCCGGCGGCGGCGGGCGCUCGGGCGGGUGCCGGAGAAGCCCCGAGGGGGCGCGGAGGAGGAGGAUGACGACGACGAGGACGACGACGAGGAGGUGGUCGUUGAGGUGGUGGACGGCGACGACGACGACGACGAUGGCGAGGAGCGCUUCGUGCCGCUCGGCCCUGGCCGCGCGGUCCCCAGGGGCCCGGCCCGGGGCGCGCUGAAGGUAGGGAGCAUUAAGCGGGAAAUGACCUUCACAUUUCAACCAGAGGACCUAAAACGUGACUCUAGUAAGAAAAUGUCUCAUCCGCACUUGUUCCCUUUGGCCAUGGAGGAAGAUGUGAAAACAGCGGACGCCAAAACAGCCACCCGAGCCCUUGAUCAUGAAAAAGAGAACACCCGCUCCAUCUGUCUCCUUGAGCAAAAGCGAAAAGUCGUUUCCUCCAACAUCGAUGUCCCUCCGGCAAGGAAAUCCUCCGAGGAGCUGGACAUGGACAAAGUCACAGCGGCAAUGGUACUAACCAGCUUGUCCACCAGCCCUUUGGUGCGAAGCCCUCCUGUGCGGCCAAAUGAGGGCCUCAGCGGAUCCUGGAAGGAGGGCGGCGCCCCUUCCAGCAGCUGCAGCAGCAGCGGCUACUGGAGCUGGAGCGCCCCCAGCGACCAGUCCAACCCGUCCACGCCGUCGCCGCCGCUGUCCGCCGACAGCUCCAAGCCCUUCCGCAGCCCCGCGCCGGACGACGGCAUCGAUGAGGCCGAGGCCGGCAACCUGCUCUUCGACGAGCCCAUCCCCAGGAAGAGAAAGAACUCCAUGAAAGUGAUGUUCAAAUGCCUCUGGAAAAACUGUGGGAAGGUGCUGAGUACUGCGGCAGGCAUCCAGAAGCACAUCCGGACAGCUCACCUUGGGCGUGUUGGGGAUUCGGACUACAGUGACGGCGAGGAGGAUUUCUACUACACAGAGAUGAAGCUGCACACGGACUCGGUGGUGGACGGCCUGAGCAGCCUGGCCCCGGGCUCGCCCUCCCAGACCCUGGCUUCACCUCCCACGUUCCCCAUCCCGGAGUCAAGCCGGACAGACACCCCUUGUGCCAAAAGCGAGACGAAGCUGAUGACGCCCCUGAGCCGCUCGGCCCCCACCACCCUCUACCUCGUGCACACCGACCACGCUUACCAGGCCACGCCUCCCGUGACCAUUCCAGGAUCAGCCAAGUUCACCAACCCCAAUGGCAGCAGUUUCAGCAUUUCCUGGCAGUCUCCUCCAGUUACCUUCACAGGCAUUCCGGUGUCACCAACACAUCAUCAUCCACUGGGCACAGGAGAGCAGAGACAGCACACGCAUACGGUCCUGUCGUCCCCGCCCAGAGGGACGGUCAGCCUGAGGAAGCCUCGGGGAGAGGGCAGAAAGUGCCGGAAGGUGUACGGCAUGGAGCACCGGGACCUCUGGUGCACGGCCUGUCGCUGGAAGAAGGCCUGCCAGCGCUUCACCGACUGAGCCACGCGGCCUGCGGCCCAGCCGCCAGCCCACGGCCACCCUCACGUCCCACUGCAGGCUUUGGACAACGCUCUUCCUUCCGAGCAAAACACACCGGAAGCCCAGGAAAAGCACUUCCAGGAGCCUUGGUGGAAUUACAGCAAAAAAGAAAACCAGGUCACCACCCUCCCUGGUCUUGCUAAGAGUAGAGUCUAGAGCAUCUGUAACUUGUUCUGAGUGUGUGUGUGAAAAGAAAAAUCAUCCUUCCUUGCUGUGUGUCUAGGUCUGAAAACUGUGGACUUCUGUAGCAUCUGAACCCACAAAGCCCAUGCUUCCUAGAAAGGAGGCAUAUUUUGAUAAGCUUUCUGAAUAAUGCCGUUUCUGAAGUGUUUUUUCAACACACACAAAAAGCUACAUGUUAUGCCGUAGCGUUUGUACAAAGAACAAUACCUGCUUUCGUGUGAAUAGUCUUUCCCUGGUUUUCCAUGUGACUUCUUGGAGCAGCACACAUCAUGAUGUGUUGCCAGAAAGGGCAGCACUCUGGGGAUUUUUUCUAUGUCUGUCUUGUUUGUUGGUUUGUUUUGUUUUGAAGAAUGGCCCAAAACCACCACGGCAGAGCGGUGAGCUUGAAGGGCCCCCGAUGGCAGAAGCUCGAAGAGACUGAUGAUGGAAUCACCAGCAGACUUCAGCUCCAAGCUGAGCGAGCUCAGGACGUCCAGCCGUCACUGUUGGGAGACACCUAGGAGGCUUUCUGGGAUCCGUACGGGGCCCUUCCCCAGGAGGCCCAGCUCCUUCUCUACCUGCCACAACUCAGUCCAGAACCAGCACCUGGAGCCCUCCGGUAAGCCUGAUACUUCCUUCAGGAAUGUGAUGCAAACUGCAGCUGGGAUCUGUGUGUCACCGCUUGUCUGACGGUCAUUGCCAGGUCGAUGGGUCAUCGGGCCUUCCUUCCGAACUCCACACUGUCUGGUUUGAGAAAAGGUCGAGAACUCAAGCUGGCCCUGCAGGCUUGCUGUCGACAGCAGAGCACAGCCUUUGCACCCCCAUCUGUUCAGAAAGCCACGCAAGGUCAGCAAACAGGGUCCGUUCUGAGUGCACUUUGCUCGGUUUUGUGCUUUAGCAUGUCUGGGAGAUGGCUUCUUGAACAAUCGAGAUGUUGUAUGGGUAAAGGCAAGAUCUAAACCUUUAUUUUUCUUAUAAAACUAGUGGAGCUAGUCAUGAAGUGUUUGCUGGAAAGGGAACGUAGAGAACACCAAAAGGAAGACGCGUGUCGGUAUAGGACUCUCAGAUUAGCACGACCAGGGUUUGCAGUGUAUUCCAUUUGUCAGGCUUUCUCAGCUGGCUGGCUGGCUGGUUGGUUGGUUGGUUGGUUGGUUGGUUGGUUGGUUGGUUGAUUUGGCGGUAAUGGUGCAGGGAGAGGGGAGUAGUUGUCAAGCCCUAUAAACUUCCACCCUCCUCUCGACUGCCCUGCUGAAGUUAUUCCUCCUACACCUAUGCAAAGAGGUACAAGCGCCCUCUAGGAGGCCACGUGUGGGACGGGUAGCCUGUGAGCAGCCAUAGGAAUGUUAAAUCAAGUUGCACAAAGGAAAGUUUAAUAUAUGUCUAGAGAUUGUACAUACACUUCUUUUUAGAGAGUACUGAGAAGUCAUCUAGUGAUAACAGGGACCCUUUUUCUAUAUAAAGGAGGCUCUGCAGUGUAACAUCUCCAUUCACAUAUUUUGGCAAUUUUGUUUUUUAAACUCUCAUGUGACUUUUCAAACAUUAUUCCUGGGAAGAGAUCCUGUGUGUCUCCUGCAUUUAUUUUUUUCUGUAAAAACACUUAUUUCAAGAGCGCGGAAGAAGAGCUCCAGUUAGUUUCACAUCCGCAGGUUCCCUCAGCCCUCAUCCCAGCACCUGCUCUGUCUGACGUCUGCUUGGUACUUCCGAGAUCAGCCAGGAGAGGCCCUUUUAUAAGUGCAGGAAUGUCCUGUACCCUGAACCCCCAGCAUGUCUUUCCUGCUCCCUGCUGACCUGUCGCUUCACCUGCAGGCCCCUCUGCUGUGGGUGGCAUGCCCAGGCGCCAUGGGAAGGCCAGGGCUGGUCGGCCACUUCAGCGGGCUCACCAUGUCCUCCUUAAACACAGGAGAGGGUUUGUCUUCAGUAAGGCUCUCUGGCUCUUGAUCCUUGCACUAAGUUGCUAAUCAAAAGUGAUUAACGUGACGAGGGGCCAAAUCCACCCCCCAUACCACAGAACUCUGGGGUACAGGAGUGGGAGACCUUUGCUGUGGGCAGUCCUGGGACCUCUCUGUGCCUCUCCCCGAGAGAUACAGCACACGGGUUCUGAGGUCGGGCCUGGCUGAGCCCAGCCCAGCCCUUACCUGGAUUUUAGCCGAGGCACAGGUACAAGCAGAAGGGAGAGCUGAGUGCAACUGCCCUGAGACUCCCUUUCUAAAGCCUUCUUUACACACACUGGUCCACGUCCCCCACCCACGUGGGCGCCCCUUUCUGCCGGCCAGCCCAGGGCCUGGUGUACCCUCUUCUCUGGCUUCCCGAUGUGCACAGACACUCCGUCCCUCCAUGCACUCGCAGGCACCCACUCCCUGUACCAAGGUGGCUGAUAACUAGGGGACCACCAAGCUUCGCCUGGCUGGCCUCGAAGAAAAGGGGUUAAAUUUCUAGCAGGCCUCCAGAAAGCUAUCAAUUGCAAUAUACAACACUGAUUGUAGAAGCUAAAAUU